Molecule: messenger RNA, 1460 nt
Organism: Doryrhamphus excisus (bluestripe pipefish)
Lineage: Eukaryota; Metazoa; Chordata; Actinopteri; Syngnathiformes; Syngnathidae
Source: RefSeq, a predicted model, not a curated record
AUGGGCGUCAGGAACGAGACCUUUAUGAAGAUGGCUGCAGUGGGCACCUGGAUGGAUGACGAUGUGAACGCAACAUUAGUGACAGACAUGAUGCUUCAGGAUCCUAAAUAUCCAGAGUGGGGGAAAGCUGCCAGAAGGUUCUGGAAUCAAGGCAAUCAUAGGAUUGUCCUCUUUUGGACGGUGCUCUUCUCGCUGACGCCAGUGGUGAUUCUGGUCAUCCUCACAGACUGGAUCAGCCGGGACAUGUUGAACCGAGGCUUCCUGCCCAGCGAUGAGCUCUCCAGAGCCUUCCUGGCCUCCUUCAUCUUGGUCUUCGACCUCCUCAUUGUCAUGCAGGACUGAUUCCCUCACUUCAUGGAUAACAUGGAUUUGAAUCUGCCGGGAUUGUCCACUGCACACGCGCAGUUCCAGCUUCCUGUCUGCAAAAACAUAUUCAAAGAGGAGUACCACAUUCACGUCACAGGAAGACAACUUUCUGUGCCUCUCCUGCCAGGCAUCAUCUUCCCGGUUCUUAUUCUGGACCUGAAUAUGUGGAAGAACCAGAUCUUCUACUCAAUCUUCAUGUAUGGUCAGUAUGUGGCGCCCGACCAGAAGAUCCAUAUCGUGAAUGACCCUGACGCACCCAGGAAGUUGACCAGCACCACACUAACUUACGGCUGGCGCUCAAAGAGCAAGGAUCCCGCCACCACCCCCCCCCACAUCCACGGAGACAUGGUAAUGUACAGCUGCUACAUUGGUGCUGGCAUGAACACCAAAUCCAUGGCCUUCAUCCAAAGCCUCGGGGUGUUUGUCCUCUUCACGUCAUUCAUCUUGCAGUUGGGGCGCUUCCAGAAAAGUGAGAGAUUGGGAAAAAAAGCUGGACAAGAGCUGCAAAAUGAUGACGAAGUCCCAGUCGGAAUACAAGGAGAUGGACAUCACCUCUGAGGGCAAGGGUGAUGCCGUGGCCAACAGCCUCGCACCAUCGGAAUCCAAUCCUCAGCGAAGUUGGCAAUCAGAGCAGAAACCAAAGAGACUCAUCCAGAGGAUGAAGUGGACGUCAUUUUUUUCACGGAAGAACACGCUCCUGAUUUUUGACCUGAUUCUUCAAGAGAGACAUGUAGCAUUCCCAACAUUUUCCAACCAAAAGUAUUCUGAUAAUACCAAGCAAACGAUUCCGAUCACAACUCGUUUUUCGUAAUUUCACAACUACUUGGGUGCUUUUCCUCCAGACCUCCAGACAGAGUGAAUCAGAAAUGUCACAAAUGUGUACAUUUUUGCGUGGUUUGACAUAAAAGCAGACCACUUUCAUGUGGAUGCGGACCACUCUGGAAAAUGUUGAAAUUUGACCAGGAUGUCCAUAAAAUGGGGAAACAAAGUUUUGGCAGUGAUUGAAAUGUUGUGUUUCGGUAGUGUUGCUACUUCAGUGCUCAUUGAGUUGAAUACAACAACAUUGACUUGUAAAUGGAUAUGGAUUUAUAUCA